UUAAAACUUUUAUUUUACUUUUACUUUUUAUCAUAUUGAUUUCAUAAACAUAAAUGUGCCUUGUUUGUUUUAAUUAUUUUUUACAUAUUAUAAUAGUAAUCUCUUUAUUAUAUUUAUCUGAAUAUUCUACUUGUUUACAAAAUAAGGCUUUAAUGCUAUCACAACCGUGACGUUCAAAUUUCUCAUGCUCCUGAAUUUUUGAGAUGGCUGCUAAUCCGUCAAGUGGACAAAAGAUACUAUUGUUAUGGGGAUCGUAUGUAAAACAAGAACAUCUAGAGGAAGUAGUUAAAGAGCUUCAGCAAGCUGUUGGAGACCAAGGAAUGGUGGCAGUUGAACAUUUGGAACGUCUAGUUGUUUCUGAUCAUGCAAGCUCAUCUUUUGAUACCAUAUAUUGUGGAACACUUACUCCAACAAUUACAUUUCAUCCUGCUGAAGUAUUUGCAGAAAUAGCACGAAUACUGAAGCCAGGAGGAACUGUGAUCAUUAGGGAAUCUGUGGCAACUCGAGAUAAUGUGCCAAAUUUUCGGACUGCAGCAAAAUUGGCAUCUGCUUUAAAACUCUCAGGAUUCAUCAACAUCAGCAAACCUGAAACCAUCCCAAUUAAAAAAGCAAAUGUUGAAGAAUAUGAAAAACAUUUUCAUCAGAAUGAAGAUGAUGUGUCACUUAUUGAAGUUCGAGCUAACAAACCUAAUUUUGAAAUAGGUUCAUCUGUUCCACUUUCAUGUUUAAAAAAAGCUUCAAAGAAGGUUGAUGCCAAUGCUGCUAAAAUAUGGAUGCUGUCUGCUGAUGAUACACUGGAUGAAAAUGUUGAAUUAAUAAAUGAAGAUGAUUUGCUGGAUGAAGAUGAUCUCAAAAAACCUGAUCCGAGUACUUUAAAAGUCUGUGCCACCACGAAGAAAAGGAAAGCUUGCAAGAAUUGUACAUGUGGGCUAGCUGAAGAAUUAGAAAAAGAGGAGUCUGAAAGAAUUAAUAGAUCUGCAACAUCUGCUUGUGGAAAUUGUUAUCUUGGUGAUGCAUUUCGCUGUGCAAGUUGUCCUUAUUUAGGCAUGCCAGCUUUUAAACCUGGAGAGAAGAUCGUUUUAAGUGAUAACCAACUAAAAGCAGAUGUUUAAGUUUUAUCAUAUUUUGAUUUUGAGUUAAGAGUAUUUUUAUGAGCAUCAAACUUUGAGAGAUAUAUCAGCUAGUACUGAGAUCCUUGUGAAGUGUGCUUCACAAAAUUUGUAAUGUUUGAACAUAUCAAUUUUCCUGAAGGUUUUACAGUGGAGAAUUAAUGAAAUGCAAAUUUGUAUUUUUGCUAAAAGGUACGCAUUUUUAAGUUAUGUGUUUUUGUCAUGACAUUUAUUUAAAUAAGAUGUUAAAAAUCUGAUCUCUCUCUCUCCUUUUCCCUCCCUACCCCCUUUUUUGAAAUCUCAGGGGUUAAUAUUUUAUUUGUCUUUGAUUUUAAACAUCUAAUAAUGUAAACCUGAUGAACUGAGUGUUCUAAUGCUAUCAUUUCUAAGUAAAUUUUUAAGCCUGAAAAUGUUUUACAUCUGUAAUGUAAACCUGAUGAACUGAGUGUUCUAAUGCUAUCAUUUCUAUGUACAUAAUUUGUAAGCCUGAAAAUGUUUUAUAUUCAAGUAAUAUAAAUUUGGCUUAAUAUUAGGUUUCAGUAUGAAUAAUAUAAAGAAAACUUUAAAAGUUAAAGAUAUUUAGUAUUUAUCGCAGUCCAAAUUAUUAUGUACUUAUUGUUUUCAGAAUCUUUUAAAAAAGAGUAAAAGGCCUUGUAAAUGGAGUAUUUAAUUACGUUGCUUUAUUUCAUUUAAAUGGACAACUGUGUAUGAAAAUAUAUACAAUCAUUAGUUGACAAAUUGUUAAAGAAAGUUAUCUUCAAUUUGUGAUUUUUACUGUAUAUUAAAAGGUCCGUCUAUAAUAAAUUUUUAAAGUAAAAGGAUUUUUCUUUUUAGGUUCAGAUAUUGUAAUAAAAUUAUUUUGGGAAUUUAAAAAAACUUUCUAAUGAGAAUGUUUUAUUUAAUGAUUUGUAUAAAUAAUCUUUUUUAUAAGGUAAGCAGUGAUUUUAUGUAAAAAAUGUUGAAAAGCUAUUUUUCAUUGAAGCUAAUUAAGUGUUUGCUUUUUUUUUUGGGGGGGGGGGCGUCUGCAUGAAUAGCAGCAGUAAUACUUAUGGACAAGUUAUUUACAAAUUAGUUACAUUAUGGUAUUACUUAUCAAUAAAUAAUAUAGCUUACUUUAUUUUGUAAGUGAAUGAAAGUUGUAGUUAAAAUUAGUUCUAGGAGGAAGAUAUAAAUAACUGCUGAUUUUAAAUAACGUUGGUGUGUAUGCAAAGAUAUUGUACCUUAGUAAAAUAUUUCUAUGUUAUACAUAUUGCUAUGUUGAAAACUUUGGCUAAUAACUUCUUUUUAUAUUUAAUCAUGAAAUUCUAAGCAAGUACUUUUUAUAUGUUGAAAGUGUUUUGAUGAGUUAAUUUAUUCAAAAUAUAUUUUUAAAUGUACAUAUUCUGCACAAAGAAAUGUAUGUGUACAUAAAAUUUUGUUGGUAUUUCACAUAAAAGUUGAUUGUAAUAAUUUUUAUUAGCUAAAAAAUAUGUUUAUAUGAAAGCUGGAACUUUGUACAUAUAACUAUGUGAACCUCAUAUAACUGUAUUCUGUAUAUAUAGUUUAAAUAUCUUUUCUAGAAGUUUUGACUCACUCUCUGUGUAAAGUAUUAUUAUUGAAAAAUCUAAUCUGUAUGUGAUAUAACAGGAAAUGCAACUACAUUUCUGAUUAAAUAAGUGAUAGAAAGCUUACUAUAGUAAAAAUAUACAUUAAUACAUAUGAGAAUUGUUUUGUUUCUCGUGACAGAAAAAAAAUACGAUUGCUUUAUAUAAAAAGUAUGUAUAUUUUUGUAUAUUUUGUUAUUAUGUAUAUUUUAAGUAACCUAAUUUUUAUUUUAACUGUCUAGAAUCAAAAUAAUUUUAAUUGAUUAAUUACAAAGAUGAAAAAUACAAGGAAAUAUUAAAAGAUUUUUCUUGGAGACCAAAGGAUAUUUUUGUGAUUAACACUUAAAUUGAUUAUUAACAAAUUAUUAAAAGCUUUGCCUAGCUGAUGAUAUAAAGUUGAAGAAAUUAUAAGAAGGAAAUGUGGAAGUAACCACUUGGCAAAUGCUACUGUUCGGCUUUAGAAGUAACUAUUUGUUUAUAAGUUUAUUGUUAAAUAGAGAGAGAGGAGUAGCCAAAACAUUUUAAAUUAUUAGCAAUUUUUUCAAGCUAAGCCUAUUAAAAUUCAUAUUUCGAAUCUGAUCAGAAUUUCUGGCAGAAAUUGUUGCUUGGUUUCCAAAAUGUAAAAAUAUUUUUAAAAAAUAAAUUUGUUUGUGUAUCUGAGUUAUUAAUGUCAAUAAAAAAUAAAUAUGUAUUUUGAA
Messenger RNA from Stegodyphus dumicola, 3390 nucleotides. RefSeq names its product cytokine induced apoptosis inhibitor 1 (gene CIAPIN1). Gene Ontology annotation, cellular component: cytoplasm. The record is from RefSeq and is a predicted model, not a curated record. Gene Ontology annotation, molecular function: iron-sulfur cluster binding. NCBI's taxonomy places the organism in Eukaryota, Metazoa, Arthropoda, Arachnida, Araneae, Eresidae. Gene Ontology annotation, biological process: iron-sulfur cluster assembly.